AUGAAGCAUUUAAUACAUGACGUAGAUGAAGACAUGAAUGAAAGCAGUGAAAAGCUCAACAGUUCUCUUAUUCUUCCUUUCAGCAAAGAUUAUGAGUUCUGUUCAAAUGGUGUGUAUUUCUAUUGUGGAAAGAUGGGUUCAGGUAAGACAUUUAACCUCAUUCGUCAUAUACUCAUAACAGAACGUUUAGGAAAUGACUCAUAUUAUGACCAAAUCAUUAUAUCAGCAACUUCAGACUCUAUGGACUCAACAGCGAAAACAUUUAUGUCAAAAGUUCAAGCCUCUGUCGUUAAAGUUCCAGACAGUGAACUCAUUGAAUUUCUUCAACGUUACAUUCGACGUAAGAGGAAAUAUUAUGCCAUCGUUGAAUUUAUACAGUCAGGAAUGCAAAAGACUUCUGAGGAGAUGGAAAGAAUUAUUGACAAACACCACUUAC
Trichomonas vaginalis G3 is the source of this 436-nucleotide messenger RNA. RefSeq lists its product as uncharacterized. The annotation marks the transcript as partial. The transcript has a single exon. Lineage: Eukaryota; Parabasalia; Trichomonadida; Trichomonadidae. The record is from RefSeq and is a predicted model, not a curated record.